Molecule: messenger RNA, 1068 nt
Organism: Sphenostylis stenocarpa
Lineage: Eukaryota; Viridiplantae; Streptophyta; Magnoliopsida; Fabales; Fabaceae
Source: the annotation of a GenBank genome assembly
AUGCAUGAAGGUUGUGACGGUUUUCAAAAGUUACAUACAGAGUUGCUGCAUUCAACGUUGAGGUCUGAACUUCUUUUGGAUGCAGUUUACAAUAUACUUUUUCAUCGUCGAAAUAAGAUGGCUACCUUAACUGUACCCCCUGUUCCUCCUCACCCUAGAGAUGAUGCACUGCAGCUUUACCGGGCUUUUAAGGGAUUUGGGUGUGAUACUAGUGCUGUUAUCAAUAUUCUUGCUCAUCGUGAUGCUACACAGCGUGCCUACAUCCAACAAGAGUACAAAACAAUGUAUUCUGAGGAACUUUCCAAACGUUUAGCUUCAGAGCUUAGUGGAAAGUUAGAGACUGCAGUUCUGCUGUGGUUGCAUGACCCUGCGGGACGUGAUGCAACAAUCAUUAGGAAGUCUCUAGUAGAGGUCAGAAGCAUUGAAGGUGCUACUGAAGUUAUAUGUUCACGCACUCCAUCGCAGCUGCAAUAUUUAAAACAGAUCUAUCAUUCUAGGUUUGGUGUUUAUCUUGAGCAUGAUAUUCAAGCAAACACCAGCCCCGGGGAUCAUCAAAAGCUCUUGCUUGCGUAUAUAAGCACACCUCGUCCUGAAGGCCCUGAGGUUAAUAGAGAAAUUGCUCAGAAGGAUGCAAAGGUUCUUUACAAAGCAGGGGAGAAGAAACUGGGAACUGAUGAGAAGACCUUUAUCCAUAUAUUCAGUGAACGAAGUGCUGCACAUUUGGCUGCCGUCAGUUCUUAUUACCAUGACAUGUAUGGUCACUCUCUGAAGAAGGCAAUAAAGAAUGAAACUUCUGGGGCCUUUGAACAUGCACUUUUGACAAUAGUCCAAUGUGCUACUCAUCCAGGAAAGUACUUUGCUAAGGUUUUGCACAAGGCAAUGAAAGGUUUAGGGACAGAUGAUUCCACACUCAUAAGGGUCAUUGUAACAAGGACUGAGGUUGAUAUGCAGUAUAUCAAAGCUGAAUAUUCAAAGAAGCACAAGAAGACUCUGAACGAUGCAGUUCACUCAGAAACAUCUGGUCACUACAGGGCUUUUCUUCUUGCACUUUUAGGCCCUAAUAUCUAA